AUGGCGAGCUCGUCGAGGACUAUUUUCCUGGCAGGGCUCUCGAAGCCGUGCCGGGUAAACAGCCCUUGUGAUACAAAAAGCGAGGCUGACGAGUGCUCCAGAGCUGCGGCAAAGAGCUGUAUGCCGACUUCAGAGAAGCGCGGCCCGGCUCGCUCAACGCAUUCUCCGAGAAGCUGCAGUGCCAAGGCCAAAGCAGGACCGCGACGCCGGGGCAGAGCGCAAGCACCCCCCCGAGGUUCGCAUGUGCACGCGCUGUCCGGGGCGCAUGUGCGGCAUACGGAGUCUUGGCUCGUGGGCUGGACGGCCCGGCCGGCACGUUUUGUCGCCGAGGAGGAGACCGAGACGGCGUUCAACAUCACGGUAGACACGAAACCCGACGACAGCCGGCUGAAGGAGUAUUUCAACAUGUGCGUCAAGAUGAAGCGCUACUCGCAGGUCCUUGAAGAGCCUGAGGUGGAUGGUGCCCGGAAUGACGGCGCGCUGCUUCAGGACAUUAGGCGGUCGUACGGGGCCAGGUGCUUGAGGUCCCUGCCGUUCGGGUUCAGGCUCAGCCAGCCGACAGCAGCUGUCUACGUCAAGUCGUUCAACUAA
This is a messenger RNA of Lasiosphaeria miniovina, 591 nucleotides long. RefSeq lists its product as uncharacterized. Lineage: Eukaryota; Fungi; Ascomycota; Sordariomycetes; Sordariales; Lasiosphaeriaceae. The transcript has 3 exons. The coding region runs from base 1 to 591 and encodes 196 amino acids. The record is from RefSeq and is a predicted model, not a curated record.